Messenger RNA from Paecilomyces variotii, 1355 nucleotides. RefSeq names its product putative UV excision repair protein. Gene Ontology annotation, cellular component: nucleoplasm; cytosol. Bases 204 to 1337 code for a protein of 377 amino acids. NCBI's taxonomy places the organism in Eukaryota, Fungi, Ascomycota, Eurotiomycetes, Eurotiales, Thermoascaceae. Gene Ontology annotation, biological process: proteasome-mediated ubiquitin-dependent protein catabolic process; nucleotide-excision repair. The transcript has 7 exons. The record is from RefSeq and is a predicted model, not a curated record. Gene Ontology annotation, molecular function: damaged DNA binding; polyubiquitin modification-dependent protein binding; proteasome binding.
CCUGCCUGGCCAACCUCAUCAUUAUCGUCUUCUCCAGUCGCCAUCCUCUUCAAGCUCACUUUGCUUCCCUCUGCCUCUUCCCGUACUGAUCCUCACAGCUUUGCGGAACCUCAACUCGGCUUCUACCUGCUUGCAUCUGGUCGUGGAAGCGCCUGUACUGUUUGAUACUCUUCUCUUCGUGUUCAUCUCGUCGGUGGCGCAAGAUGAAGCUCACCUUCAAGGAUCUGAAGCAGCAAAAAUUCGUCAUCGAAGCUGAGCCUUCGGAGACAGUUGGCCAGGUGAAGGAGAAAAUUGCGCAGGAGAAAGGAUGGGAUGUUGCUCAGCAGAAGCUAAUUUACUCCGGCAAGAUCUUGCAAGAUGCCAACACUAUUGAGUCGUAUAACAUCGAGGAGAAGGGGUUCAUAGUGUGCAUGGUUUCUAAGCCCAAGACAGCACCCUCUGCCGCUGCCUCAACUUCUCAAGCGCCCUCAACUCCAGCCAGAGCUGCUGCCUCGACGCCUGCCGCUCCCCAAGCACCUGCUCCUUCGACCUCUGCGGCCCCAGCCCCAGUUCCCGCAACACCCUCGCCUGCUGGCGCCGCCGGUGCGGCUGCCACGGCUGCAGCUCCCUUCAACGACCCGUCCGCGUUGGCCAUGGGCGCUCAGGGCGAGUCUGUGAUUUCUCAGAUGGAAGCAAUGGGAUUCCCGAGACCCGAGAUUGAGAGGGCCAUGAGAGCAGCUUUCUACAACCCCGACCGCGCCGUUGACUAUCUACUGAACGGCAUUCCGGACAACAUCCAACAAGAACAGCGAGCCGCUGCCGCGGCACCGGCAGAGCAACCCGCUGCUGCCCCCUCUGGUGGUGCCACUGCCACUGGCGGCGAUGAGCCCGUCAACUUGUUUGAAGCUGCCGCUCAAGCUGGAACCGGACAGGGUGCGGGACGUGGAGCGCGUGGUGGUGCUGGCGCUGCUGGAGGGGAGGCAUUGGCUAACCUUGACUUCCUCCGAAACAACCCGCACUUCCAGCAGCUGCGUCAGCUAGUGCAGCAGCAACCUCAUAUGCUCGAGCCAAUCCUGCAGCAAGUCGGAGCUGGUAACCCUCAGCUCGCACAACUGAUCGGACAGAACCAGGAGCAGUUCCUCCAGUUGUUGAGUGAAGAUCUGGACGACGAGUCUAUGCUUCCUCCCGGUACUCAGGCAAUCACUGUUACGGAGGAGGAGAGAGAUGCUAUUGAAAGACUCUGUCGACUAGGCUUCCCCAGAGACUCCGUCAUUCAGGCUUAUUUCGCGUGUGACAAGAACGAGGAACUUGCUGCAAACUUUCUCUUUGAGCAGCCAGACGAAGGAGAUGAGCAGUAAUCUGUCCACCAUCAUUUC